Lindgomyces ingoldianus is the source of this 1688-nucleotide messenger RNA. RefSeq lists its product as uncharacterized. NCBI's taxonomy places the organism in Eukaryota, Fungi, Ascomycota, Dothideomycetes, Pleosporales, Lindgomycetaceae. The record is from RefSeq and is a predicted model, not a curated record. Bases 112 to 1524 code for a protein of 470 amino acids. Gene Ontology annotation, biological process: regulation of DNA-templated transcription. Gene Ontology annotation, molecular function: DNA-binding transcription factor activity, RNA polymerase II-specific; zinc ion binding. The transcript is spliced from 4 exons.
GUGCGGGCUCCAACGUUUAGAAAUCUUUGCGCCUAACUACCAAGUACACUUCAAUGCGCUGGCCAGCCCCGUGGGUUGAUAUUCGAGAAGCGCGACAGCAUAGUGCCUCCUAUGGCUAUAGGAGUGGAGCACCGUGUGAGAGACGCUGCUUCUAGACUAGACCACGCGUUGCAUUUGCGUCCUAUUCAAAGCACUGCAAUGCCCUUCGAUACUCUAUCCCAUACAUCUGGAAUCGGCUUGCCCGUGACCGAGACCGCGUCUAUCCACAACUCUACGGACCACUCAGACCUCGACACAACCAUUCCAGGCCAAGGGAUUGUGCCCUCACUUCAUCAGCAAUCAAACAAGAAGAGACGACCGUCCAAAGGCAAGGUCGCGCCUGAAAUACGGCGCUCUUCUUCAACACCACACAUGCGCAACCUGGCCCUCGCAACUUCGGGCGAGCUGUCGCCUACAGCGGAUAAACGACGGAACAAGUUGGGAUACCAUCGAACCUCUGUCGCAUGUGGACACUGUCGACGCAGGAAGAUUCGAUGUCUUGUUGCCAACGACGACCCUCAAGGCCGCUGCGCAAACUGCAUCCGCCUAAAGAAAGAAUGCAACUUCUAUCCUGUCGAGCAAACGCCCGAGAUUCAGCGCUCUCAGACAAGCUCGGCAAAGGAGCCUAGCGCUGGCGCACCAACAUCCUCGACAACAUCUUCGCCCCGUCACCCUUCUUCAGCCUCUGGUGAGAAGAUUGAAGAAUUUCGUCCUCCAUUCGCUACGGUGACGACCAAGACUCCGACGCCAAGAUACGGCUUGCAGCCUGACGUAGAUGUUGCCCCGUCUCAAGUGCCUCAUUCGAGUGCAAUACCUAUGCCACAUCCCCCGUACACAUAUCCCCAGCAAAUAGAAACACAGUGGAGCACGCCUGGGUUCUUGCCUUCAUCUUCCGUGACAGAAAGCUCCCCCUCAUCUUCUGGGUACUGGCGACCAUCACCUUCAGCAGCUAAUUCUACCUAUGGAAGCGAGACCAACAUGUCUGGUGGGCAGACCCCAGCGACCAUGAGCACUACUUCAAACAUGUCUUAUGGCGGCCAGCAUGAUAACCAUAGCUGGGCUCAGCCCAAUCUCCAGCCGCCGACAAGAUCUAUGUCGUACGGAAACAUUGAAGGGAUUCCCAACCAGUAUCCUGGCUCAGGGCUCGGCAUUCAACAACAUGAUUAUCCGCGCCGGACUUCUCCCUAUCCUUACCCAACUACUAUAGACACAAAUACAGCAAUUAUGCACACCACAACGCUUGGAGAUAGCAGUUCGGCUCCUCUCUCGGCUCCGAUUCUACCAAACCAUCAGUACAGCUACCCACAGACUUGGACCCCGUAUGGAGGACUACAGAAUCCAACACCUGACAUGCCUUUGCCAAGUCGAUCGAUGAGCGCUCAGUGGUAUGGGGAACCAGGACAUUUGGACCAAGUUCAGGAGGAAGGCGGGCCAUCGAUGGCGUAUGGCCACCACAACAUGCAACAAUUUUACUCGGGGGCUUGAAAUAGCACCCUCAUGGAAUUCGUAUUCUUGCCCGAUCCAGGGAUUUGGUUUUGACUUAGCGCGUUUUCUUACCCGGAGUCUGAUAGACCGCUUUGGGAUAUUUCCUCCGUUUGUGGCAUUCGCAUGGGAUUCUAGGGCAAUGUCUGGGCUUUACGGCGCUUCUU